GGCAAAGGUUAGAAGUUUUAACGUUAUGAUCAUAAGCGAACAAAACCAGGAAGAUGAAGCAUCGUAAUCGCCAUUUUGGAUAAUUAAGAAUUCUAUUAAAAUUUCAUCAAAGUAUGUGAGCAUGGACGAGCGUUGGGCCCAGAACGUGUUGCGAUGCCAUCUCUGUGAGACCCCGGUUCCCCCUAUGUACUGUGACAUUUGUCACAUACAUCUGUGUAAAGCCUGUGUGGGGGAACAUCUCUCUGAUCUAUCCAAAGAACACAAAGUGGUGCCAUUUGAAAAGAGGGGUUCUUCUCCUAAAUGUCAAAAACAUUCCACAAAAUUAUGUGAUCUUCACUGUGAACAAUGUAACAUUCCUAUUUGUGCAGCAUGUGCUUCCUCUGAAGAACACAGCGGCCAUAAAUUUAUUGAAAUCACUAAAGACAUUAACAACAAGAAAGAAAUCAUUCAAAAAGAUUUACAAGAACUAGAGAAAUCGAUCUAUCCUAAAUAUCAAAAGAUUGCAUCCAUUAUCCCAGUCUAGAAAGCUGCUCUGAAUGAAAACUCACAGAAAUUGACAACAGAAAUCGACAAACAUGGAGAAGAGUUGCACAGAGAAAUAAACACCAUUAUCAGAAACAUGAAAUCUAAAGUGGAGGAAAUGGACACCAAACACCUGGCUGUCCUAUAUCAACAGGGAGAUGAAAUUAAACACACCAUUUCUGAAAUCACACAGACGAUUGCCGAACUGAAGACGUUACUGGACUCCAGUGAUGUCAGCCGUGUCUCUUCCUACGAAUCCAGAAACGAUGAAAUCAGAAGAUUGCCUCCUAAACUCACAGUGUCCUUUCCAAGUUUUACCCCUCAGAAGAUCAACAAAGAACAGCUUUAUCAACAAUUUGGUUCUCUGUCAGCGUCAUCUAUCAAAACAGAAGAACUUGAUUACUCAAUGGAAUCUCCCGGUGCUGAGUCCUCUCCCUCGGACGGACCGAUCAUUGAUGUACCACGGAUCAUCACACGCAUAAACACAGAAUAUGGAGCAUUAAGACUACGCAGUGUGUCUUGUCUGAACAAUGAAGAUAUAUGGACGUGUGGUGCUGACAAAAUGAUGAGACUCUACAACCUCCGGGGAGAAAGAAAGAAGUCAGUCCAAACCAAGUCAGGGAACGAGCCAUGGGACAUAGCAGUGAAAAGAAGUGGGGAUCUAGUUUAUACUGAUUACGAUGAGAAAACUGUAAACAUUGUUAAUAAUGAAAAGGUAAAGACAUUGAUUAGACUUCAGAGGUGGAUACCUCUCAAUAUCUGUAGUACCUCCUCUGGUGACCUCCUGGUUAUCAUGGAGUGUGGUGAUGAUAAACCAACAAAAGUUGUGCGAUAUUCUGGCUCUAAAAAGAAACAAAGUAUUCAGUUCGAUGAUAAAGGACAACCUCUCUAUUCAUCUGGUUACGACACAAAAUAUAUCAGCGAAAACAGGAACCUAGAUAUCUGUGUGUCAGACAAUGGAGCCUGUGCAGUAGUGGUGGUCAAUCAGGCCGGAAAACUUCGAUUUACAUAUACCGGUCCUCAUUCUACAACUAAGAAAUCAUUUGAUCCUAUCGGAAUCACUACAGACAGCCAAUGUCUGAUCCUGACAGCAGACGGUAACAACUACUGUAUCCACAUCCUGGAUCAGGACGGACAGUUCCUCCGCUACAUUGAAAACUGUGAUUUAUACACUGCAUACGAUUUAUGUAUAGACACCAGAGACAACCUGUUUGUAGCCGAGAAGAGAACAGGUAAAGUGAAGAAAAUACAAUAUUACGUAUAAACAGACUGUGUUCAUUAUGCUCAAACUCUUCUGGUUUAUUAUUUAAGAGGAAUAUUAGUCUGAAAAAUUAAAUAUUACAGAUUUAUAAGUUUUAUGAUAAAGGUUUGCUAUAUUACAUUGCAUUUAAAUAAAAUGCUUCAAGUGACAUGUGCUGAACAUUAAGAAAUAACGUAUUCGAAGUGAAUGUUUUACAUCUUAUAUAUUAAAAAAAACUAUAUGACUGUGUUCACUCAUGAUGUGUCAAUAGACUUUAUUUAUAUCUUGGAUGUGACUUUUAGAAGACUAAAUGUGGUUGCUUAAAGAAUUCAGCACUACAUGUCAUCAAACUGAGUAUUAUGUAUAAAAUG
Molecule: messenger RNA, 2133 nt
Organism: Magallana angulata
Lineage: Eukaryota; Metazoa; Mollusca; Bivalvia; Ostreida; Ostreidae
Exons: 2
Coding region: 620-1786 (388 amino acids)
Biological process (GO): proteasome-mediated ubiquitin-dependent protein catabolic process; protein polyubiquitination; negative regulation of translation
Molecular function (GO): protein binding; ubiquitin protein ligase activity; translation repressor activity
Source: RefSeq, a predicted model, not a curated record